CAAUCCUGGCUCCGUCCCGAUCUAUCGACAAUAUAAUUUCCCAACAAAAAUCAGUUGGACCAUCAAACACGUCAACCUGACGACCCACGCACCCACCAACUAUAUUUGAGUUUGGUCCUAACAUCUGCACCUCGAUUUCAGCUCCCGCUGUCUGAGCUGCAACAACAAUGGCGUCGGAGCUUAAUUUUCCGGAGGAUUUGAACUAUCUUUCCGGCUUUGGAAACCAUUUAUCGUCGGAAGCUGUUGCCGGAGCUUUACCUCAAGGACAAAAUAACCCACUUCUCUGCCCUUUUGGCUUAUACGCCGAGCAAAUAUCGGGCACUUCUUUCACCGCACCUCGCAAGCUCAAUAACCGAAGCUGGUUCUAUCGUAUCAAACCAUCAGUUACACAUGAGCCCUUUAAACCUCGUGUCCCUGGCAAUGACAAACUUAUUGCAGAAUUUAAUCAAUCCAACAGCUCUGCUAAUCCAACACAACUACGGUGGAAGCCUGUAGAUAUUCCUGAAGAUCCAACUGAUUUUAUUGACGGUUUGCAAACGAUUUGUGGGGCAGGCAGUUCCUAUCUUCGCCAUGGAUAUGCUGUUCACAUGUACACUGCCAACAAAUCAAUGGACAACUGCGCCUUUUGCAAUGCUGAUGGAGACUUCUUAUUUGUUCCUCAGAAAGGAAGGCUUUGGAUUACAACAGAGUGUGGAAGAUUGCAAGUUUCUCCCGGUGAAGUAGCUGUUGUGCCUCAAGGAUUUCGUUUUGCUGUCAGCUUGCCUGAUGGCCCAUCGCGAGGCUAUCUUGCUGAAAUAUUUGGGACGCACUUUCAGCUUCCCGACCUGGGCCCUAUAGGUGCCAAUGGCCUGGCUGCUGCAAGAGAUUUCCUUGUUCCCAUUGCUUGGUUUGAGGAAUCUCCUCGUCCAAAUUACAUAAUAGUUCAAAAAUAUGGUGGGGAAUUGUUUACUGCAAAACAGGAUUUUUCCCCCUUCAAUGUAGUUGCCUGGCAUGGUAAUUAUGUCCCAUAUAAGUAUGAUUUAAGCAAGUUUUGUCCGUACAAUACUGUAUUGGUGGAUCAUGGAGACCCAUCAGUAAAUACAGUGUUAACUGCUCCAACAGAUAAACCUGGUGUGGCUUUACUUGAUUUUGUAAUUUUCCCUCCGAGGUGGCUGGUUGCUGAGCACACAUUUCGGCCUCCUUAUUACCACCGAAAUUGCAUGAGCGAGUUUAUGGGCCUGAUUUAUGGUGGUUAUGAGGCAAAGGCUGACGGGUUUCUUCCUGGUGGUGCAAGUCUACAUAGCUGCAUGACACCACAUGGUCCUGAUACAAAGACUUAUGAGGCUACCGUUGCAUGCGGGGAUAAUCCAGGGCCAUACAAAAUAACUGAUACCAUGGCCUUCAUGUUUGAAUCAUAUUUAAUUCCUCGAGUUUGCUCCUGGGCUCUUGAGUCACCCUUCCUCGACUGUGAUUACUAUCAGUGCUGGAUCGGACUCCGGUCACAUUUUCGCAAAGAGGAGUGCUCCAAAGCCUCCAGUAAUCAGGAUGCAGAACAAGCAUAGUUAGAUUCAGAAAGACUGUUUGACCUAUUUGUUUGCUUCAGAUCAUGUGGACUUGUGGUCAGUGACUCAGUGGUAUCUUCGCUCUCACGACUUGAAUUAAAUGGAUUAGCUGUCAACUUAUGUACAUAAAUAAUGUAAUGUAGUUUUGAUUCUGCAAAGAAAUCACACCUACUCCAUAUUUAGUAUUCGACAAAAGGGGAAUCACUUGUAUAGUUGUAUAUACAAGAGUAAUAUUUAUCAGAAUAUGCUUUAUGUAUCUGUUGCUCAUACAUCUGUCAUAUCAGUUCGAUGUGAUGGGUUCAGUUUGAUGUGAUGGGUGAUAAAGAAAGUUCUCUUAUUGUUCAAAUCACGAGGUUUUAUUGCAGAUGCUGUAUCAAGUAAAAUAUUUUUUUUA
Beta vulgaris subsp. vulgaris (sugar beet) is the source of this 1935-nucleotide messenger RNA. RefSeq names its product homogentisate 1,2-dioxygenase. Gene Ontology annotation, biological process: L-phenylalanine catabolic process. Gene Ontology annotation, cellular component: cytoplasm. Lineage: Eukaryota; Viridiplantae; Streptophyta; Magnoliopsida; Caryophyllales; Amaranthaceae. The record is from RefSeq and is a predicted model, not a curated record. Gene Ontology annotation, molecular function: homogentisate 1,2-dioxygenase activity. The coding region runs from base 168 to 1541 and encodes 457 amino acids. The transcript is spliced from 9 exons.